This is a messenger RNA of Hemibagrus wyckioides, 2331 nucleotides long. It is a transcript of the gene arl6ip6, whose product is annotated as ADP-ribosylation factor-like 6 interacting protein 6. The coding region runs from base 230 to 781 and encodes 183 amino acids. The record is from RefSeq and is a predicted model, not a curated record. Lineage: Eukaryota; Metazoa; Chordata; Actinopteri; Siluriformes; Bagridae. The transcript has 4 exons.
GACUCAUCGCGGACGCGGAAGUGUAAACCGCGAUGUUUUGAAAGCAGAGAAAGUUUGGAUUUUUAAUAACAGUCAAAUGGAUUGUUCUCGCUAUUGGGCUGAUUUUAAACGGUUGUUUCAAUAAGAUUAACUUAGUAAGAAGUUGGCAUAGUAAACGAGCUAGAUAGAAGGCUAGUGGUGUGAAAAAUCCGGAGCCGUAGUUUCCGAAACUUUUCUCCUGGAAGAGACCAUGCGGAUGCGUUUUCAGGGACCGGACGCGUUUUCAGGGGAUGAAGAUGAUGAUAAUGAUAAUAACGAUGCUAUACAUCGAUCCGCAUUGAAUACGAGUUCACAUGAAAGCAGGUUGAAUCGAGUUCAAUCUCGGUUUCAGCGUUUCAGGUCUCCGAUGCAGAGGUACUGGAAAAGCCAGUGGCCAGCCCGUAUCUGCUCCAUGCUCUGCUGUCUGCUCGUUGUUUCAUUUAUUGCUAUACUCUGUUCCUUCCUGUAUGUCAUUUUAAAAGAUCUUCGGGCAGAGAGGGUUACCACUGAAGAUGGGACAGAAGUAAGGCUUCUAGGCUUUUGGAGUAUGCUGGUUCUCUCCUCCUUGGCUGGAGUGUUGUGUUGCAGCUUCUCCUGGACUCUAACCUACUUUGACUCAUUUGAGCCUGGGAUGUAUCCCCCCACACCACUUUCUCCAGCCAAAUUCAGGCAAAUGACUGGCCACUCCUUUCAUAUGGGCUACAGCAUGGCUAUACUCAAUGGCAUUGUGGCUGGACUCACUUUCUUCUGGUGUCUUAUUUGAGACCUUCCCACUCAAGCCAUCGCCUAGAACACUGUCCUCACUUCAUCACCAUGAUCGCCAGGCAUAUAUGGGUAAUAGAAAAAGAUGUACAGUGCAAAUUAUAGCCAUGGUUAUUUUUUGUUACUUUUUUUAUUAUUGUUUUAACUUUCUUCUUUGUAAUUGACUUAAAGUGUUAAAAGAUUCAUUCUCUCUAUUUUUUUUAUAAAGCACAUUGUAUCUGCAGCAGACUUCAGUUCUAAACAGCAACUGAGAAAUUACACUUUUUUUUGUAUUGUGUACGCUCCUGUUAUUUAUUGGAAUUUGGCUUUGAAUAGUAAAAUAACUUUAAUUCUAAUAGGAUCGCUGCAUACACAAUGGUCAAAGCGUACAAAACCUGCUUAUUUACCACACAUUCGGAAUAACUGGAAAGUCGCUCUGGAGAGGUUAUAAAACACAUUCCAUACUCUAACGCUUUUAUGUAAAUGAGUCAGGAAAAAUAGGUUUGUUCUUGGGUCAUCGUUAGUGCAAAUGAUGCUUUCUCAUUUAAUUGUUUUUUUGUUGUUGUUUGUUUGUUUUUUUGAAAAAGAACGGCACAGCAGUAAUGUUUUAUUCAUCACAUCUGUAAUCUAUUAGUGUCGACUUUUAUUUAUUAUUAUUUUUAAAUCAAUAAAUGGUCCAGGAUAUCUUUUAACUGUCAGUGAAUUAAUAGCAAAAUUUAUAUUAUAUAUUAUUUAUUUAUUAAUAGCAAAUAGCAAAACAAUAUGACUACAAAUAAUCGAUCAAUGAAUAUUCAAUUUUUUAUUCUCAAUUCAUGCUCAGUUCCUCCUACUUUUGCAUGGUUGAAAUAAUCACAUAUUUACCUUAGCUUCAUUUAAAAUAGAAAACAUUUUUCAGGUUAUCUCUUUGUUAAACUUUUUCCUGGUUUGUGACAGUAAACAUCAACACAAAUCAGCUUCACCUAGUCACACUGCAACGCAAGCCGAGAACAAUUCCCAGAACGUGUGUAUAAUCUCUGCAUUAAUAACAAUACAUUGUAGACAUGCUGAGGAUGUAUUCGGAGUAAACAAUGACAUCUAAUAUGGUGUGUAGUAUGUACAGUGUAUCAGAUUAAAUUGUUAUAGUUUAUACUAACUAAUAAUUCCAGAGAGUCCUUUUGUACUCUUCAUUCAUGUAAUGAAAUAAAUAGUUAAUAACACUGCUGUGGAGAGAGAUGGCAAUUUAACAUGUUUUUGAAAUGAUUCAAUUUCAGAGAGAGUUUUCUGUCUGAAACGAAAUUAGCUAAUGCACUGCUUCUGUUGACACAGACUCUUAGUAACAUUUAUUUUUUCGAAACAUUAAUGUCUCAUUUUGUUUAGUUUGUUUUUCGGUUUGAAUUUUUGCAUCUUCCCAGAAAAGACAUCAUGAACCUCUUCUGAUGAAUAGGAAUGAUCAAAACCGCAGGCUUCUGAACUGUUGUCUCGUAAUCUAAGGAAUUUUCAUGUGGGAUUUUAUUCGGUGUGAUCUGAUUCCAAACACCUCGAGCUCCUCUCUCCCACGCUGUGAGGCUGAACACCCGAAAGGUAUCCAAGUCA